This is a messenger RNA of Athalia rosae (coleseed sawfly), 1289 nucleotides long. RefSeq lists its product as uncharacterized. The coding region runs from base 95 to 1018 and encodes 307 amino acids. NCBI's taxonomy places the organism in Eukaryota, Metazoa, Arthropoda, Insecta, Hymenoptera, Athaliidae. The record is from RefSeq and is a predicted model, not a curated record. The transcript is spliced from 4 exons.
AGUUCGCGGCAGGGGUCCGAGGGGGUGGAGGGGGCAAGUGGCGUACAUAUAUAGGAGGGAGCCCCCUGGGCGGGGGGCCCAGUACCGUUCAAAGAUGCGAGCUGUUGGGAUGCUGCGAACGGGGUUCAUUCUCGUCUUCCUUAUCAUUGCCUACGCCAGCACCCUCCCUCUUCAGUUUUUGCCAGCAAUUCCUGGGUACGUUCCGGUCUACAUACGAAACGGCGAUGAACCCUUGGAGAACAUUAACCUUGCUCUAGCUGAGGCGUUUGCUGAGCACUCAUCUUCUCAGAUUCUCAAGGAAUCUCACGUAGCAUUAGAAGCCCAGCAACAUGUCGACAACGAGCAAAUUCCGGGGUCCGAUCGGGGGCCGCAGAAAUCGGCGGAGAGUAAACUUGAGGGGUCCGAUCCCGACGGAAACGCGGCAGAGAAAAACGGAGACGUAAACGUUGAGACGUUGCCCUCAGUCGAAGAUGUUACGCCCGUGCAACGCAGGGAAACAGACCGACCAAUUAACGUUCAAAAGAAAUCCGAAGCGGUCACGUUGGAGGUCAACAGGUCCAAAAUACCUCAACUACUCACGGAACGGGAGGAUCAACAAAUCCUCAAUGCUGAAGCUCACAACGAAGAAUCGAAGCCCGAUACAUCUCCCUCGCAGGAGGAUGCAGCUGUGGUCAACAACAGCGUUCCGGCCGCACAAGAGGAAGAGGACUCUAAUAAAGUGGGGGCGAGUGACGUUGAGAAAUCGGAAUUCAAACCGAAUGAAAUCGUCGAUCCCAAUCCCAACUAUCCGGAGCUUCCGGCUGAGAUUCCUCAGCAACACAACAGUCAGGAUUUCGGAUCGUUGAACGAAGGACAUCAGGAUGCCACUGCGUCUUCGACGAUAGGUUCGCCAGAGGAAAUUAGCGACGCGCCGUUGAGUCAGGAUGAAUCUUCGAGCACGUCUAGCGAAAGCGAAGAAAGUUCGGAAAAUAGCAGCGAUAGUGUUAGCAGCGAUUCAGAGUCCAAUGAAUCCGAGUGACGAAUUUAAAGGUGAUAAUGAAAGCGCCAGCUCAGCGAUGGAGGAAUUUAAACUUGACAGAUUAGCUCGAUUCUCGUCGAUUCCGAGUCAAUACGAUGGGAAGUCGACUGAUCGAUGUUGAUAUUAGGUAAACUAAAGAUACUGUUAUUUAUUUUAGGAAACGGAAAGCAAUACUUUGAAUAAUAAAACUGAAUCGUUGUUUCCAAAUCCCUCUUUUUAUAGAAAAAAAGAAACAUAAAAUAAUAAUAAAACGAAAAUGUUUAAAAAUUAA